AAUACUGGAAAUUUUAAAGAGCUUUGUACAUUAUUUGCAAUGAACGAUAAAGAGUUUUCAGACUUUUUUAACAGAAAAAUUAACUAUACAAGUUGGAUUAUUCAAAAUAGUAUACUUGAAGUUUGUUCAAAUAUGACAAUAAUUACUAUCAUUAGUGAAAUAAAAUACUGUGGAAUGUACUCUAUUAUGUGUGAUGAAGCAAGAUCUUAUAAAACAGAACAAUUAUCAAUAUGUGUUAGAUACAUUAUUCCUAAUAGCUAUAAUGUAUGUGAACGAUUUAUUGGAUUUUAUGAUGUAUCAAAUGGGAGAGGAGCCGAACAUAUUUCUAUUGAAAUUCUCUCUGUUCUAAAAAAAUUUGGCAUUUCUGAUAUUCCUCUUGUGGCACAAACAUAUGAUGGUGCAAACGUUAUGUCAGGAUCCACAUCUGGUGUUCAAACUAGAAUAAGAGACUCUCACCCUGAAGCAAUUUUCAUUCAUUGUAUGGCCCAUAAAUUGAAUUUGGUUGUAACAAAUACUUGUAGAACUAUUAAGGAAUCUAAUACCUUUUUUAAUACUCUAGAAGCAGUUUAUGUGCAUUUUUCACAGCCUGGCAAAGAUAAGCUAUUACAAGAUUUACAGAAAUCCAUGCAAAUAAAAUCAUUAUCGAUUUCUAGAUUAUGUGAAACGCGGUGGUCUUGUCGUCUUAAAAAUUGUAAAGCAGUACAUAAUAGUUUUGGUGUAAUAGUAAAUAUUUUACAAAAUGAAAUAAAUGAAGAUACAAACAAAGAAGUGGCUCAAGCAAUUGGUCUUCUGCACAUGUUAAAAAAAAUGUCAUUCGUAUUAUAUUUGUUCAUUUUUGAAGAAAUCUUAGGAAUAAUAGAUAUAUUGAGUAAAAAAUUGCAAAAAAAAGAAGGAACAAUUGGAAAUGCUGUUAUUGAAAUUAAUGCUGUGAUAAAAACAAUUCAAAAUAUGAGAAAUGAAAAAUCAUUUGAUGUCUUAUGGAAUAAUGUGAUCCAGUUUUUAUUGAAACAUGAUAUUGAUGAUUCACAUAAUACACCUGGACCUGGUGUAAUUAUGUCAUCAAAAAGAAAACGAAACGAAUCUAUUAAACUUAAAAGUUUUCAUGUGUCUGUUACAACUGGUGCUGGAGGAAAUGACAUCUGUAAUCAAGGUGUUGACAUGAAUAGAACAGAAAACUAUAAACAAUAUUGGUGUUAUCAUGCAUAUUAUGCUGUAUUGGAUGCAAUUAUAGGCCACUUUGAGUUAAGGUUUUCAAAAGAGAGUUUGGAACUUGCAAAUUCAAUAGAUAAUUUCAUUAAAUUAAAUAUGACUAAAAGCAUGAUGUUUAUUGAUCAUUACCAAGCAUUGUUUUCUAUUGAUAAAGAAGCAUUACGUUCUGAAAUGACUGUAGCACACAACUGUGCCAUACAGUUAAAACCAAAUUUUGGUUUAGAAGAAUUAAAAACCAUUAUUUCAAAAGAAGUCUAUCCUAAUAUUCAUUCCUUACUUAAAGUAGCCCUGAUACUACCUAUCAGUUCUGCAUCGUGUGAACGAUCUUUUUCAGCCAUGCGUCGUAUCAAAAACUGGACUAGAACAUCUAUGACACAAGAUCGUUUUGGUUAUCUUUCUGUAUUGCACAUCGAGAGAGAUAUUGUUAAUAAUCUAGACCUCAAUAUUAUACUAGACGAAUACUCAAAGAAAGACCGUCGUAUAGAUUUAAUAGUAUAG
Molecule: messenger RNA, 1707 nt
Organism: Metopolophium dirhodum (rose-grain aphid)
Lineage: Eukaryota; Metazoa; Arthropoda; Insecta; Hemiptera; Aphididae
Product: zinc finger MYM-type protein 1-like
Exons: 7
Coding region: 40-1707 (555 amino acids)
Molecular function (GO): protein dimerization activity
Source: RefSeq, a predicted model, not a curated record